AUGGUGGUUUCCAAUCUAGGAACGCGGGACCAACGAUCGAAAAAUAAUCCAUCAAUGGAAGAAGCACCUCAUACUAACCAGAAACUUUACACUUCAAAUACAUAUAAUGGACUUCCUAAACGUAUAAAUGACUUGUUAGAUAGAUCAACACCGUUGGGCGUAUACUGUUCGGGCUUCUUCGAACUUCAAAUUUUAGAAAUAGCGAAUCACCGAGGCGGUCGUGCAAACGGCGAAUGUUGCGGGACUCCGUCGACGUCCCAUCACUCGGCCGCGAUAAUAGGCGGCGUGCCUCUGACGACAUGCCGAACGCCGAGACCUUGCGCGACGAUGUUCCGCCUGUGCCUCAAAGAGUUCCAGCGGCCGAUGAUUUCGGCUCCUGCGGGGAGCGGAGGUCUGUUGUCGGCCACGACUGCCCCUGCCGGCGGUUGCUCGUUCGGGAACGCGAGCACCCCGGUUGUCGGAGGGACGAGCUUUGCGGUACCCGAACCUUAUACAGCAGCUAUGGUCUUGCCAUUCUCGUUUCGAUGGACGAGGCAAUUUACACUGGUACUGCAGGCACUGGAUUUUUACAACGCUACAUACCCCGAAACCGAACAUUUAAUCGAAGAAGCAACUUACAGUGGAAUUAUAGACCCAUCCAGCACUUGGAGCACGCUCGAAUGGGAAUCUCGAUCCGAACAGAGAAGAGAUUUGGCAGGUGAUAGGAGAGUGCGACUUACGUACAGGGUUCGGGUACAAUGCGAUAGGAAUUACUACAACGCAACCUGUACGAAGUUUUGCCGACCCCGUGACGACAAAUUCGGCCACUACACCUGCGAUUCGCUCGGCGAUAAGGUCUGCCUGCCAGGAUGGCAAGGGACGAAUUGUGAAAUAGCGGUAUGCAAAGCAGGAUGCCAUCCAGUUCAUGGAAAUUGCGACAGACCAGGCGAAUGCGAAUGUCGACCAGGGUGGAGAGGUCCUUUGUGCGACGAGUGCACCCCUUAUCCGGGGUGUAUUCACGGUUAUUGCAACGGAUCGGCUUGGCAGUGCAUAUGCGAUACUAACUGGGGCGGGAUUUUAUGCGACCAAGACCUCAACUACUGUGGGACCCACGAGCCUUGUCUGCACGGUGGCACGUGCGAAAACACGGCGCCCGAUCAGUACCUGUGCUCGUGUGCCGAGGGUCUCUCCGGCCGACACUGUGAAAUUGUUGACAACCCCUGCGCCCCUCAACCUUGCCGAAACGGCGGGACUUGUCGAGAGAGGCCUGGGUCGGGGUCGAAUUCGGCUGGGGCUGGAGGCUCGAACGCGGCCAAUGGGUAUCAGUGCUUGUGCGAUGCUGGAUGGGAAGGCCCUAAUUGCGAAACAAAUAUUGACGACUGUGUAGGAAAUCCUUGUGAGCAUGGAGGAUCGUGCAUAGACUUGGUUGAUGGUUUUCGCUGUGAAUGUCCUUCGGAAUGGACAGGAGAACACUGUGAAACAGACGUCGACGAAUGCCUCUCCUCCCCUUGCGCGAACGCUGUCUCGUGCUCCAACACGCACGGGGGCUUCCACUGCACGUGCGCGCCAGGCUGGGGCGGAGCGCUUUGCGCCCGGAACAUAGACGACUGCGUGGGACAGUGUCUGAAUGGGGCCACGUGCAUAGAUCUCGUGGACGACUACCACUGCGCGUGCGCUUCUGGAUAUACAGGUCGUGAUUGUUCCCAAGACGUUGAUGAAUGUCAAACAAAUCCUUGUAGGCAUGGUGGAGAAUGUGUUGACUUGGUUGGCGGUUUCAGAUGCAUUUGUCCAGUUGGAAGAUCAGGAACAUUAUGCGAGGACGACAUCGACAGGUGUGCCCCAAAUCCGUGUCAAAAUGGAGCUGAGUGCCUGAACACGCCCGGAGGAUAUUAUUGUCAUUGUCCUGGAGGACUUACCGGAAGACAUUGCGAAGGACCGAGGCAUCCUGUACUAGCAAACGAUGGGUGUAUGCCAAAUCCCUGCCAAAACAAUGGUACCUGUCUACUAGGUGGACCCAAUGGAGCAGCAUUUACAUGUCUUUGUUCUGCCGGUACACGUGGACGACUCUGCUCGGAAAUGUCAAAUUCUGGUGUUAUAGGAGGUUCAGAAGAUGAUUGUGAAGGAUGGUUUCGCUGUGAAUGUCCUUCGGAAUGGACAGGAGAACACUGUGAAACAGACGUCGACGAAUGCCUCUCCUCCCCUUGUGCGAACGCGGUCUCGUGCUCCAACACGCACGGGGGCUUCCACUGCACGUGCGCGCCAGGCUGGGGCGGAGCACUUUGCGCCCGGAACAUAGACGACUGCGUGGGACAGUGUCUGAAUGGGGCCACGUGCAUAGAUCUCGUGGACGACUACCACUGCGCGUGCGCUUCUGGAUAUACAGGUCGUGAUUGUUCACAAGACGUUGAUGAAUGCCAAACAAAUCCUUGUAGGCAUGGUGGAGAAUGUGUUGACUUGGUUGGCGGUUUCAGAUGCAUUUGUCCAGUUGGAAGAUCAGGAACAUUAUGCGAGGUAGCAUGCUCAAACGAUGGGUGUAUGCCAAAUCCCUGCCAAAACAAUGGUACCUGUCUACUAGGUGGACCCAAUGGAGCAGCAUUUACAUGUCUUUGUUCUGCCGGUACACGUGGACGACUCUGCUCGGAAAUGUCAAAUUCUGGUGUUAUAGGAGGUUCAGAAGAUGAUUGUGAAGGUGUAACAGGAAGAUGCUUAAAUGGAGGAAUUUGCGAUCUUCAAAGAGGCAGAUGCAAUUGUCUAGCUGGUUGGACUGGACCACAAUGUGAAGAACCUUUGGACCAAUGCCACGGAGAGCCAUGCCACAAUGGGGGCACUUGUGUUGGAGGUCCCGGUUGGUUUCGUUGUGAGUGCUCUCGAGGAUUCACAGGACCGGACUGUCGUAUAAAUGUGAACGAAUGCGCAUCAAGCCCUUGUCAGGGGGGAGCUCCUUGCAAAGACAGAAUAGGCGGUUACACUUGCUUGUGUCCACCAGGACGAGCCGGAGAACGUUGCGAGAUAGAAACCUCUGGUUCCGGUUGUUGGGCGCCUCCUAAUUCCACAUGGCUGAACGAAUGCAAUACCUGCACGUGCGUGCAGGGUAUUCAACGUUGCUCGAAUCUUUGGUGUGGCCUUCAGGAUUGCCUUGGUGUCAAUUCUACAAAAUGUGCACCGCAUGAGGUUUGUGUACCAGCUCCUCAGGAAUCCUGCCUCUCUUCUCCAUGUAUAGCCCGAGGCGAUUGCCGAGCUUUAGAGCCCUCUCGCCGUGUGGCUCCUCCUGCUCUUCCGGCAUCUCCUGAUUGUUGGCCUAAUCAGGCGGCUUUAGGCGAACAAUGUGCUAGAGUGUCUGCUUUAUUAGAAACAGGCAAAGCUCCCAGAGGAGCUACAUCGGAAACUUUAUGUGAUGCCCUUAGAACCCUUCUGGGAGCGAGAUUAGUAAUAGAGCCGACAGCGGAUUUAAGGCAUAUAGUUGUCGUCUUGUGUGAGAUGAAGACGGGAUCUAAUGACACAGUUGAAGUUACAGUGUCUUCCCCUCCUGGUGGAAAUGCAGGAGCACAAAUUGUUGCCUUGUCUGUCCGGUUGUUGGGCGAAUUAAUAUCACGUGGAGCAGCAUCUAGUGAUGGAGCAUUACCAGGGGCUAUCAGAGAAGUUAAAGUGGAGACUGCGCUUUUAAGUUCAGAAACUCAAGGAGGAGAAUAUUUUAUUGCAUUGAUCUGUGUAAUGUCAAUUAUAGUCCUUGCGGCUGUUGUGCUCGGAAUAUUUGUCAUGAGACAGAGGAUGCGUGGUCGUUCUAUAAGUGGAAUGGGCUUGACACCUUCACCAUCUGAUGCUUUUCGUGCUGAAGAAGAAAAAUCAAAUAAUUUACAAAAUGAAGAGAACUUUCGGCGAUACGCUAAUCCUUUAAAAGAAGAAAGAUCUACAAACCCUAAUGUGAGUUUAGUGCGACCUAUACCUGGUGAGGCUUUAGCUGGACCAAGUACUACCGCACAAGAUUUUAUGCAUGAAUAUAGUCAAAGGUUACACAAGAACAAAUCAUUAAACCCGGAUUUGGUGCAUGUGGAUGCAGAUCUGUUGCAUGUUGAUUGUAAUUUAAAAACAGCACAUAGAAACAGUCAAAUUCUGCUAUACAAAGCUCAGAAUCCUGAUAUGAGGAAAAACACAACUGGGACAUUUGACAACCUUAAUAAAGACUUUGGCAAAAGAUCGAUAAAUAUGUCAACAGCUUCAAGUGAUAGUGAUGUACUGACAGUAUUGGUGUAGUAUUGUGUUUUUUAUUUAAUAUGUUAUUAUGAACUUAAAACAAUCGUAUUUAUAUUAAGACAGAUUUUGUAAUUUACAUAAAAAGUAUUACUUGUGCCUGGUAAGAGUGACUAAGAUAUUAUAUCAUAUGAAAUAUGUGGAGACAACUGAAGUGCCAAUCAGAUAUGUCUCGAGUUAUAAAAAAAAUAUAAUCUAUGUGAUAGAUUUAAAUGAUAAUAUAUUUUAUGAAAACCUUAGCCAAGCAAGAACGCAUCUUACGAAAUUUAUAAGUUUGUGAUAAGAGUAACAUUAUUAUUGAUGGACAAUUAAUUCAUUUAUUGCAACUCGCAUUUGGCUUUUGCGAUGCUUUCUCAGUAUGCAUCCACUAUUAUGUGAUACUA
Ctenocephalides felis (cat flea) is the source of this 4610-nucleotide messenger RNA. RefSeq names its product protein jagged-1b (gene Ser). Gene Ontology annotation, molecular function: Notch binding; calcium ion binding. Lineage: Eukaryota; Metazoa; Arthropoda; Insecta; Siphonaptera; Pulicidae. The transcript has 26 exons. The record is from RefSeq and is a predicted model, not a curated record. Gene Ontology annotation, cellular component: membrane. Gene Ontology annotation, biological process: multicellular organism development; Notch signaling pathway; cell communication. Bases 1 to 4230 code for a protein of 1409 amino acids.